AUGGAAAGGUCGCCAUUUGCUCUAGGAGGAUUGCGUCUUCUUAAUGGAACCGCCUUGAUGAGCGAAGAAGGCCAACAAUGGAUUGAGUCUCAGGCGUGUACUAGAAUGGCGCCUGAUGUCUUACGCGCAUUUCGGCUACCAUGGCAAAACACCGGUGGACUUUCAGUUCAAAACCUGCCAUCUUUGCAUACCGUGUUCGAGCUGCCUCCUCGGUCCUUGAUUGAGAACUUAGUUUCCGUUUAUUGCUCUUCUUUCCAAUGCCUAGCAUUUCCUGUUAUCAGCAGAUCACUUUUGGCCAAAACAUUGAAUUUGGCAUACGGGCAACGCGGCAUUCACGGAUUUGUUAGCGCUAGGACAUGCACCUAUGCUUUCCUUGCACUAGUGAGACUGUUCGGCUUUGAUGAUGGGGUAACAGAAGAAAUACCUUCGCUGCAGUAUGCCAAUGAAGCUGAAAGGCUUUUACCAAUCGUAAUACAAGAAAUGACAAGCGAUGGACUGCAGACACUGAAUCCUACGGGCAUUUCAGCUGCCGAGGACCUAAAACUUCUUGGCAACUUCCCCGGAAUGCUUCGGAAAAUCCCGAUUCGCAGACUGACUCUGGCCGAAAUGGUGCAACUGGAAUUUCUUGAUAAGUUUACAACCGAGCUUGCGAGAUUAGGGCGAUGCACUUUUGAGAAGGCCCAACUCGACACAAGACAGACAGUCUCUCGGUAG
This is a messenger RNA of Penicillium lagena, 714 nucleotides long. RefSeq lists its product as uncharacterized. The record is from RefSeq and is a predicted model, not a curated record. Bases 1 to 714 code for a protein of 237 amino acids. NCBI's taxonomy places the organism in Eukaryota, Fungi, Ascomycota, Eurotiomycetes, Eurotiales, Aspergillaceae. The transcript has 2 exons.